Messenger RNA from Orbicella faveolata, 2591 nucleotides. RefSeq names its product protein transport protein Sec61 subunit alpha. Gene Ontology annotation, cellular component: membrane. Gene Ontology annotation, biological process: protein transport. NCBI's taxonomy places the organism in Eukaryota, Metazoa, Cnidaria, Anthozoa, Scleractinia, Merulinidae. The record is from RefSeq and is a predicted model, not a curated record.
AUGCUCUCUUCUUCUUUGGCCGUGGCCAUUGUCCGACCACAGUUAAAUUUCAUAUUUCAUUUCGUCAAGGCCGCCAAUUUCUGGCCACAAAAAAAAUUUAAAAAUGGGUGUAAAAUUUCUUGAAGUUCUGCGACCAUUCAUUUCCGUUUUACCCGAAGUCUCCAAGCCCGAAAGAAAGAUCCAAUUUAGAGAGAAGGUACUAUGGACUGCAAUCACACUGUUCAUUUUUCUUGUGUGCUGCCAGAUUCCUUUGUUUGGAAUUAUGUCGUCGGAUUCGGCCGAUCCAUUUUAUUGGAUGAGGGUGAUUUUAGCUUCUAACAGAGGUACCCUUAUGGAACUUGGUAUUUCUCCAAUUGUCACAUCAGGACUUAUUAUGCAGCUUCUGGCAGGAUCUAAAAUUAUUGAAGUAGGUGACAGUCCCAAAGACAGAGCUCUCUUCAAUGGAUCGCAGAAAUUAUUUGGCAUGAUAAUAACCAUUGGUCAAGCUGUGGUGUACGUCAUGACUGGAAUGUAUGGUGAUCCUUCUGACCUGGGUCCUGGUAUCUGCCUCUUGAUUAUCAUCCAGCUGUUCUGUGCCGGCCUGAUUGUUCUUUUGCUUGAUGAGCUUCUGCAGAAAGGAUAUGGACUUGGAUCUGGUAUCUCACUAUUCAUUGCUACAAACAUUUGUGAAACUAUUGUGUGGAAAGCCUUUAGUCCAGCAACCAUUAAUACUGGAAGGGGAACUGAAUUUGAGGGAGCCAUCAUCGCCUUGUUCCAUCUUCUGGCAACCAGAACAGAUAAAGUGCGUGGUCUACGUGAAGCCUUUUAUCGUCAGAAUUUACCCAAUCUCACCAACCUUAUUGCCACCAUUUUUGUCUUUGGCAUAGUUAUUUACUUCCAGGGCUUCCGUGUGGAUCUGCCCAUCAAGUCAGCCCGUUAUCGAGGCCAGUACAGCUCUUACCCAAUCAAGCUGUUCUACACUUCAAACAUUCCCAUUAUUUUGCAGAGUGCUCUUGUGUCCAACAUCUAUGUCAUCUCUCAAAUGAUGUCUGCAAAGUUUGCUGGAAAUUUCUUUGUCAGUCUUCUUGGCACAUGGGAGGAAGCUGGUGGCGGGCCUGCGAGAUCUUACCCCACUGGUGGCCUGUGUUAUUACAUGUCCCCUCCGGAGACAGUAGGUCACAUCAUAGAAGACCCCAUACAUGCCGUCAUGUACAUCAUCUUCAUGCUGGGCUCCUGUGCAUUCUUCUCCAAGACAUGGAUUGAUGUUUCUGGCUCAUCAGCUAAAGAUGUUGCCAAGCAGCUCAAGGAGCAGCAAAUGGUGAUGCGUGGCCACCGAGAUAAAUCCAUGGUUCAUGAACUCAACAGGUACAUUCCUACUGCCGCUGCAUUUGGUGGACUCUGCAUUGGUGCUUUGUCUGUUCUGGCUGAUUUUAUGGGUGCUAUUGGUUCUGGAACGGGUAUUCUGUUGGCCGUCACCAUCAUUUACCAGUACUUUGAGAUCUUUGUCAAGGAGCAAAGUGAAAUGGGAGGCAUGGGAACUCUCCUCUUUUAAACAAACCAUCCUGCACUGUAUUAACCUAAGAAUAACUUACACUUCCUUGCUACACACUCAAGAUAAAAGAAGAAAAACUUAAGGGAGCUCCUUAUGCCAGUCAGAAAAGAAAAUGCUUUCUUCAGCUAAUUUGUACCUCAGCCAACUAUUAGAUAGCUCAGAAAACAACAGCAGUAGCAUCGUCAUCAACAACAGCAACAGCAACAGCAACAACAACAACAACAACAACAACAAAUAAUAAAUAAAAAAUAAAUACAACACAAAUGCAUGUACCUGCAACAUUGUAUUUUUCUGGCCUUUUAAGUUGAGAUUUCUGUGUGCAUGAGCUCUCUUUUUAUUUAAUUUAAAGGAUUAAAAGAUUUCUUUAAAGUAAUAUAACGUUACUGUUGAACUAAUUCUGACAUUUUGUUAUUAUUGUUAUUUUGGUGGCCCCUAUAAAUCUACAAAAACGUGGCCAGUCCUAAUUAGAGCAGCGAAUGUCUACUUUUUAAGCCUAGCCUAUAGGAAACAUUUGUUUUAAUUAUUUACAAAGUUUUAAAAAUUGCCUUGACUUUUAAAUACUUACCCUUGACAGCAUGUCAACUGAAAUGUGUUUCCUUUGGGUUAGGCUUAGGGAACUGUUGUCUCGCAAAGAAGAAAAGGCCUUAUAGUCUACUGAGUUACUACUCAGUUUUAAGCAAAUAACAGUUAGCUCCCUUGUUAAAGCAGACUUUUGAAUUAUAUGCAUUGUACAGUAUGUAGCUACCUGCUAUACUUGAGUCAGACGAGGAGGUGCAAUACAUGCUUCUCAGCCAGGAUUAAGUCAUUUAUCUCAUCCUCAAAAAUGAAAGAAUGAGGAGACACCUGUCUAAUGUUUAGAGUAGAAGUUAUGGCAACUCUUCUCGAAGGUCUGCUCUAGAGGGUGCUAACUGUGUCAUUAGGUACAGUGUUGAGUCCACUUUAAUUUGAAUUCUGUGCUUUUAUUUCUUGAGACUUCAUUGAACGAAGACUUCUCCAGUGACACGUUGGAUCGACACUUCAGUCUACAGAUGAAUAAAUAAAGUGUUGUGUGUCAACCCCA